GGUGACGUGGGUGGUUAAACUAGAAACCCGAUACAAGGUAUCCCGGAGGCCCAGAGAGUAAUUAGAACCAGGUUGUUUCGUGCUUGGACGAAUGUGACCCUUCCUGCGCUGCCGGCGAGUGCUCUCUUGGGAUUUUACUCUCCUUCCAUCCGACCAGUUUCUCCUUACGAUUGGGACCCAUGCAAAGAUGUUACAUCACGAAAUAUCAGAUGACCUCUACGAGGCAUGAGUUGGCAAACAUGUUGAAUAGUUGCCGGAAUAGGGGGGUCUGUUGGAGGAUAUAGUUGGUAAUCAAGCUUAGACGCAUGGCCUAGACAGUAAGAAGGGGAUUAUUGGCAACUUCUUACGAGUUCUUCAAGUGCAGGGGUCCCCCCUCUUCCAACGGAUAUUUGGAUCCUGCUCGCCCAGCUUUCGAGAAAGCAUAAGAACGCAAUCGUCACCCUCUAGCGAAGUUUCACAACAUGUUCUCUAAGAUUUUCGGCUGGGAUCAAAAACAACAAGCAGACAUGAGUCCCCUACCUGAGGAAUUCGAUAUUAUCGUUUGCGGUGGUGGGAGUUGUGGAUGUGUAGUGGCUGGUCGUCUGGCAAAUCUGGAUCAUAACCUUAAAGUCCUUCUAAUCGAGGCCGGAGAGAAUAACCUCAACAACCCAUGGAUCUUCAGGCCAGGGGUUUACCCCCGGAACAUGAAGCUAGACUCGAAAACGGCAUCCUUCUAUGAGUCUCGCCCAUCUAAGUGGCUCUCCGGCAGAAAAGCGGUAGUUCCGUGUGCCCACAUUUUAGGCGGAGGUUCCAGCAUCAACUUCUUGAUGUACACGCGCGCGUCAGCCAGUGACUACGAUGACUUCCAGGCCAAAGGGUGGACUACCAAGGAACUGCUUCCGCUUAUGAAGAAACACGAGACCUAUCAACGAGCUUGCCAUAACAAGGACCUCCACGGAUUCGAAGGGCCGAUCAAGGUUUCAUUCGGUAACUACACAUAUCCAGUAAAGGAGGACUUCCUUAGGGCAGCAGAAUCCCAAGGUAUCCCCGUCGUCGAUGAUUUACAAGACUUAAGUACCGCCCACGGCGCCGAACACUGGCUGAAGUGGAUUAAUCGCGACACCGGCCGACGUAGCGACAGUGCCCACGCAUAUGUUCAUUCGACUCGCGCCGUCCAUGACAAUCUCUAUCUAGCUUGCAAUACCAAAGUAGAUAAGAUUAUCAUCGAGAACGGUAGGGCCGUAGCUGUUCAAACAGUACCAACCAAGCCGCUUCACCCCAGUCAACUAAAGACUCGCACCUUCAGAGCCCGAAAACAGAUCGUUGUGUCCGGAGGCACGCUUUCUUCCCCGCUAAUCCUCCAACGAUCCGGCAUCGGCGAUCCCGAGAAGCUAAAGAAAGCUGGAGUUGAGCCUAUUGUCAAUUUGCCCGGUGUGGGCCUCAACUUCCAAGAUCACUAUCUGACUUUCUCCGUAUACCGUGCGAAACCCGAGACGGAAAGCUUCGAUGAUUUCGUUCGAGGUGUACCUGAAGUACAAAAAGCGGUAUUUGACGAAUGGGCGGCGAAAGGAACCGGGCCACUUGCUACCAACGGUAUUGAUGCUGGCGUAAAGAUUCGUCCAACGGAAGAGGAACUUAAAGAGUUCGAGUCUUGGCCCACGCCACAAUUUAACGAGGGCUGGAAGUCAUACUUCAAGAACAAGCCGGAUAAGCCAGUAAUGCACUAUUCCAUCAUCGCCGGCUGGUUUGGUGACCAUAUGCUACUCCCCCCGGGUAAAUUCUUUACCAUGUUUCACUUCCUCGAGUAUCCAUUCUCGCGAGGGUUUACCCAUAUCAAGUCUGCCGACCCCUACGAGGCUCCAGACUUUGACCCGGGCUUCAUGAACGACGAGCGCGACAUGGCACCGAUGGUAUGGGGUUAUAUUAAGAGCAGAGAGACGGCACGCCGCAUGGAAGCCUACGCUGGAGAGGUCCAGGCGAUGCACCCUUUCUUUGACUAUGAUUCUCCAGCUAAAGCCAACGAUAUGGAUCUCGAGACGACUCGACGCUACGCCCUGCCCGGUAAUCUAAGCGCCGGCUUGCAGCAUGGCAGCUGGAGUACUUAUAACCCCGAGCCGUCUAGAAGGCCAGAAGCCAAUAUCCUAAACAGCAACAAGGCGGACAUCCGAGACGAGCUCAAGUAUAGCAAGAGAGAUAUCGAAGCCAUUGAAGAGUGGGUUAGAAGGCACGUAGAAAGCACGUGGCAUUGCCUAGGUACCUGCUCUAUGGCCCCGAAGGAGGGUAACAGCAUCGUCAAGCACGGUGUUCUAGACGAGCGCUUGAACGUCCACGGUGUUCAGGGUCUCAAGGUGGCGGAUCUCAGUAUCUGCCCUGACAACGUUGGUUGCAACACAUAUUCUACCGCUCUUCUCAUUGGCGAGAAGGCAGCAACGCUAGUUGCCGAAGAUCUCGGAUACUCCGGCGAAGCGCUCGACAUGAAAGUCCCGACCUAUAACGCGCCGGGCGAGCUGGUACUUCCGUACCGCGUGUAAACGUACUCACUAUUAUGAUUUUUCUUCAUGUCGGAGUUUAUGUAAUGUCUGGGUAUGAUUAUGAACUUCGAACCAGAUUGACAGCUCUCGGUCAACUUCGGGACAAAUCUUCUGCUUCCAUAAUAUCAUGUUUUGAGUAGUAGUUAGUUAAUUGUAACAUACGUUGAAUAUGUCG
Daldinia vernicosa is the source of this 2685-nucleotide messenger RNA. RefSeq names its product putative alcohol oxidase. The record is from RefSeq and is a predicted model, not a curated record. The transcript is spliced from 11 exons. Gene Ontology annotation, molecular function: oxidoreductase activity, acting on CH-OH group of donors; flavin adenine dinucleotide binding. Bases 462 to 2510 code for a protein of 682 amino acids. NCBI's taxonomy places the organism in Eukaryota, Fungi, Ascomycota, Sordariomycetes, Xylariales, Hypoxylaceae.